Molecule: messenger RNA, 1762 nt
Organism: Pogona vitticeps (central bearded dragon)
Lineage: Eukaryota; Metazoa; Chordata; Lepidosauria; Squamata; Agamidae
Gene: VRK1
Product: VRK serine/threonine kinase 1
Biological process (GO): protein phosphorylation
Molecular function (GO): ATP binding; protein kinase activity
Source: RefSeq, a predicted model, not a curated record
UCCUCUUUGCGCGGCAACUCCGAACUUCCGCCUUGCCGUUUCCGGCGCGGCGAGAGCGGUUUUUCGAUCCUGUCAAAGGCAACUUUUACCGCGCGAGUAACGGCAGCCUUUUGGGACGGGUUUCAAGUGGAAGCCGCCCUUUCCCGCUCCGGGUUUCUCUUGCCCUCGGCCCGGUUUCUUCGGCAGGCGACUCCUCGAGCAAAUAUGCCUAAUGUGAAGAAGACAGCUAGAAAAAGGGGUCCUCCAAAGCGGAAGCUUGCCGAAGAAUUCCCUCCUGGAGAAGUCUUCACCGACCUAUUAAAGAAAGAAUGGAAACUUGGCCAAGUUAUAGGCAAAGGUGGCUUUGGCUGCUUGUACCUUGCUGAUGUUAAUUCUUCAAAAGCUGUCACCAGUGAUGCACCUUAUGUGAUAAAAGUGGAGCCCAGUGACAAUGGACCACUCUUUACUGAAUUAAGUUUCUACAUGCGAGCUGCUAAACCAGACCUGAUUAAAAAAUGGAUAUCUUCGCACAAACUGAAAUACUUAGGUGUACCAAAGUACUGGGGUUCCGGUUUGCAUCAAAAGAAUGGCAGAAGCUAUAGAUUUAUGGUGAUGGACAGAUUUGGGAAAGAUCUUCAGAAGAUUUUUGAAGAGAGAGGAAAGCGGUUUACUCGCAAAACUGUAUUACAGUUGGGCUUGAGAAUACUCGAUGUUUUGGAAUAUAUUCAUGAACAUGAAUACGUGCAUGCCGACAUCAAGGCUUCGAAUCUGCUCUUGGGCUACAAGGCUCCUCAUCAGGUCUAUUUGGUGGAUUAUGGCCUUGCUUUUCGAUACUGUCCUAAUAACAUUCACAAGGACUAUAGAGAAGAUCCAAAACGCUGCCACGAUGGGACCCUUGAAUUUACUAGUAUUGAUGCACACAAGGGUGUGGCUCCAUCCAGGCGUGGUGACUUGGAAAUUUUGGGUUAUUGUAUGGUUUGUUGGCUUAGUGGGAGACUCCCUUGGGAAGACAACUUGAAAGACCCUAUUUAUGUCAGAGACUCCAAAAUCAGGUAUACAGAUAACAUUGAACAGCUGAUGUCUGAGUGUUUCACAAAAAAAGAUGAACCAAAUGAAAUAGCCAGAUAUAUGGAGAGAGUAAUGGUUUUGUCCUAUACUGAAAAGCCACCAUACCAGAAGUUACGAGAAAUACUUCUUCAAGGUCUCAAAGACAUUGGUCAGAAGGAUGAUGGUAUAUUGGACUUCGAAAUCACAGAGAAUGGAGAUGUUCCAGCAAAGCCUGCACUUAAGAAGAAAAGAAAAUUAGCUGCUGUGUCAGAACCAGCUACCACAGAUGAAGACAGUGCUGAAGUAGAUGAUACAGAAAAUAUCAAAAAAAGAAGACCUGUCUCACCUAAGAAGGGAGCCAGGAAACCCAGAUUACAGAAGACCUUUCCCGAAGCCAAGACAACCCUGAAGCCCAGGAAGAGAGUUCAGAAGUAGAGAGGCCAGGAUAACGAAUGUGUACUUAACUGGCUUUAUUAUGUUUUUUUUUCCUUUUGCAAUUAUAUUUGGCUUUUUGGCCCGUUUUUUUGCGUAUAUGUUCAUCCACUGUUGCAACUCAGUGCUUCAUUGUGUAGUUGGAAUUCGAAGAAUAAAUGUUUUAAGUCUUUUGUACAGAGUGUACAGUUUAAUAGGAAUGCAGAGGUUUUCAAAAUUCUUAAACGGCUGCUUUUGCACACUUUUGCAGCUGUUCGUUUUUUUAAAAAACAAAACUUGAAUGAAAAUAAAGUCUUCAUUUUAA